Gavialis gangeticus (Gharial) is the source of this 2678-nucleotide messenger RNA. RefSeq names its product syntrophin gamma 1 (gene SNTG1). Lineage: Eukaryota; Metazoa; Chordata; Crocodylia; Gavialidae. Gene Ontology annotation, molecular function: structural molecule activity; protein binding. Bases 160 to 1713 code for a protein of 517 amino acids. The transcript is spliced from 18 exons. The record is from RefSeq and is a predicted model, not a curated record. Gene Ontology annotation, cellular component: intracellular anatomical structure; dystrophin-associated glycoprotein complex.
GUCCUGUUCCUUCCGCUUCUCUUGCCAACUGAAAGUAAAGGAUCAAGAAGAAUCAUGAUUGAGAAACUUUGUGGAUGGCUGCCAGUUCUCAUCUCACCUGAUCUUUCCCAAGUCGUCUUCAUUUUCAAGUGACAAAUAUCACUAGCUGUGCCAUAGCACAUGGAUUUCAGGACUACCUGUGAAGAGACAAAGACAGGGAUUUGUUUGCUGCAGGAUGGUAACCAGGAGCCUUUCAAAGUGCGACUGCACUUAGCCAAAGAUAUUUUGAUGAUCCAGGAGCAGGAUGUGAUCUGUGUGUCUGGUGAGCCUUUCUAUUCUGGUGAAAGAACAGUAACAAUUAGAAGACAAACUGUAGGAGGAUUUGGAUUAAGUAUAAAGGGUGGAGCAGAACAUAAUAUUCCAGUGGUCAUUUCCAAGAUUUCCAAAGAACAAAGAGCGGAACUCUCAGGCUUGCUGUUUAUAGGAGAUGCAAUUCUACAGAUUAAUGGAAUUAAUGUAAGAAAAUGCAGGCAUGAAGAAGUGGUACAAGUUCUUCGCAAUGCAGGAGAAGAAGUGACCCUAACAGUGUCCUUUCUGAAAAGAUCACCUGCUUUUCUCAAAUUGCCAUUAAAUGAAGACUGUGCAUGUGUCCCUAGUGACCAAAGCAGUGGCACUUCCUCUCCCCUCUGUGACAGCGGUUUGCAUCUCAAUUACCAUCCCAACAAUACGGAUACAUUAUCAUGUUCAUCAUGGCCAACAUCCCCAGGACUUAGGUGGGAGAAGAGGUGGUGUGAUCUCCGAUUAAUCCCACUACUUCAUUCCCGUUUUUCUCAGUACCUACCAGGAUCAGAUCUGAGCAGGCAAAAUGCAUUCCAAGUAAUUGCUGUGGAUGGGGUUUGCAGUGGAAUAAUUCAGUGUCUCUCUGCUGAGGACUGUAUCGACUGGCUACAAGCAAUAGCAACUAACAUUUCCAACCUCACAAAGCACAAUAUAAAAAAAAUCAACAGGAAUUUUCCAGUAAGCCAGCAGAUAGUCUACAUGGGCUGGACAGAAGAACGGGAACAAGACUCCCUUCAGGACCGAAUGUACACACCAAAGUUUCUAGCUCUGAGAGGUUCUUCUCUAUAUAAAUUUAUAGCACCACCAGUUACCACCUGGGAUUGGACACGAGCUGAAAAAACCUUUUCAGUUUAUGAGAUUAUGUGCAAAAUUUUCAAGGACAGUGAUCUUUUGGACCGUCGGAAACACUGCUUUGGUGUCCAAUCUGAAUCUGGAGAAGACCUCUACUUUUCUGUGGAAUUAGAGUCUGACCUAACACUAUGGGAAAAAGCCUUCCAAACAGCAACUUUUUUAGAAGUUGAACGGAUACAGUGCAAGACAUAUGCCUGUGUUUUGGAGAGCCAUCUUAUGGGGCUUACCAUUGACUUUAGCAUGGGCUUUGUAUGCUUCGAUGCUGCCACAAAGGCUGUACUUUGGAGGUACAAGUUUUCUCAGCUUAAAGGCUCUUCAGAUGAUGGCAAGAGCAAAAUCAAGUUUUUGUUCCAAAAUCCAGAUACUAAGCAGAUUGAAGCAAAGGAGCUGGAAUUUUCCAAUCUUUUUGCAGUCCUUCACUGUAUCCACUCAUUCUUUGCUGCCAAAGUGGCUUGUUUGGACCCCUUAUAUGUAAGCAGUCAAGCCACAGCUUCUGCUGCUGCCACAACUUCUGGUACUGGCAAGUUAAAAUAUGCUACUUGACAUCUCACAUUUUAGCACUACUACUUACCAUCAGUGCAAAACAACAUAUAAAUAUUCAUCAGAUCUGAACCUUUGGGGAGCUAUGAACAUGGAAACCAUCCAAGAGACAAGUCUUGUUGCAGUUUCAGCAGAUAAAUGGUCACAUGGGACUGUAAAUUCAUCUCUGUUCUGCAAGACACCAGUAAAUAAUUGAGCUGAAAACCCGGAAUAGGAUGGAUAUACUCUUAGUAUGAUCUAUUUGUACUUAUAUAGUGCUUUAAGCAACACUGGAAGCAAAUGAAUAAAUGACACAAGGAAACACUUCAUAUUUAAUAAAAUUUUCAACUCUCUAUACUAACACACAAAUAGAAUGGUCAUUUUCUUGUUUUCAGAUGUUUUUAUGAAAAUAUACUAAACUCUGAGUCUGAACUUAAUGCCGUAUCAUCAUAUUAUAAAUGAUACAACCACAAGGAAGAGACAUAUAGUAUGUGGCAGCAAAGAGAUGAGCAUGAAAUGGCACUUGUGUAAGUAUCUCCUCAAAGAAAAAAGCACUUUAAACACUGUUGUAAACUCAUACUUGUGUCCCUCCAUGAAACCAUGCUAUUGUUGUUUAUUUUGUUUGUCAAUUUUAAUAAUAGAAAUGACAAAGGUAUAGCCAUAAUAGUCCGACAGGCAAAGCUGCGUAAGGUGGGAAAAAACUUUCCAGGCACAAGAUUUUCUUCUUGAAGUGAAAAAAAGAUAUGAAUUCAAUUUAAUUGUAAGUGAAGACCAGUAAGUAAUACAUCUGGUACAUUUUCCUUGCUCAUUCUUCUAAUAUCCAACAGCCUCCAUUCACAAAACAUGAGUAUUGAAUUUUGCUUCAGACAUGAUAUACCUGGCACAUUGUUUCAGUAUUGAAUUCUGAUUUCAUAUCACGAACAGGAAGAUAGAACCUCUUUUCCACCACAGGCUCUAAAUAUAAUAGGCAUUAUCAAUUAUUCCGGAAA